GAAUCGCACUUGGUUCCUCCGUCACGUGCCACUUCCCCUGAGAUCUGUCAAGACGCCUAAUCAGCGCUUAUGUUUCAUCAUGGUGCUGACAGCCCUUUUCGCGUGUUACUUCAUGGCACCGCCGCCCAGAUAUAUAACAAUACCAGAGGUAAAGGUUCAGCCUCGCCCUUUGUUCGGCGCGCCAAACAAUGACAAUGUGGCAAUGGAUUUGCCGCGGAUCAUGAUGUGGACCAGCUACUAUGGCGAUUGGUACGGCAAGCUCGACGACGCGAGAAACAGCGAAACAUUGCUGGAAGAAUGCGCACCUACGUGCCGCAUCACGAAUGACCGACGCCUGAUAGAACAUAGUGACGCUGUCAUUUUCCAUGUGCGCGACCUCGAUAUGACGGAUCUCCCGCCGAAGCGCUUCAGCUGGCAGAGAUGGGUCUUCUUUUCGAUGGAACCGCCACCACAUGCCGGGUUCACAGAAUUCCACUUCACGCACGGCAUGUUUAACUGGACCAUGACGUACAGAAGAGACUCGGACGCUUACACGCCCUACGGUAGGUUUGUACCUCGCGAUGCCUUCACUACGACUGCGAAGAGAGACUUGAGGGCCCUCUGGAAGUCAAAGAACAAAACCGCCGUAUGGAUGGUCAGCAGAUGCAAUUCCACCAGUGGAAGAGAACAUUUCGUAGCUGAACUGAGGAAAUACAUGGAUGUUGAUGUGUACGGUGCCUGUGGCGACCACGAGUGCAAUAAGACCCGAGGUCUUUCCUGUUACGUGGACUUCGAGCGCACCUAUUUCUACGCACUCGCCUUUGAAAACUCGAUAUGCGUGGAUUACGUCACCGAGAAGUUCUACAACGCACUCAGGUACGACAUCAUACCAGUCGUGUUCGGAGGCGCAAAUUACAGCCAAAUCGCGCCCCAUAAUUCUUAUAUUGACGCCCUCUCGUUCGAAUCUCCCGAGCAUCUCGCCAAGUACCUGAUAAAGCUAUCGAAGAACUACACAGAGUACGCCGCUUACCACACCUGGAAAGACCGUUACUACGUUCCUCCGUUUAUGGAACCAUACUGUGAGCUUUGUGAAAAGUUGCAAAGACAUGCGAAACUUCAGCGGACUUCGUUCUACGGCGACAUCAAAGCCUGGUGGUUUGGCAAGAGCAAUUGCCGGAGUUGGGUCUGGGGAGACGCUUAAGGACCGAACUGAGCAGUAGUACAAAAAAGAAAAUUCCAUAAGUAGGCGAAAGUUAACCAUGAGACGGCGGAAGCCAACGAAUAAAAUCUGACUCCACGCCUACCGACUUCCUGAAGGGCUUUUUGACAGCAUGCUUGGGAAUGAUGGGAUGCGGAAAGUUCGGACUCGCCUUCAACUUGGCUUGGCCUAAAACACCAUCAUGACUGCGCAAGUUAACCUCGUAAUUAAGUCUUCGUGACAAGUCUUGGUUCUCCAGCUAGUAACACAUCAUUCAAUUAUAUUAACUAACCAAAAGUAAAUUGAGAUAACUAAUCGCAUGAAUGAAACGCGCGCUCAAUAAUGGCAAACAUUCCACUCUUUUAUUCAAAUCUAUAGCGAUCCGAUGGCUGCACUGUUGACGUUCUAUAAUGCUGGAAAACCCUUGGGCGAGCGCUCAUACUUAAGUAGCAAAUUCCUGCAACAUUGGCCGUUUCGCCCCAAAGCGCUGACAGCAAUAGCAAGGUGUAGCGGCGUUACGCGUGAGCGCCUCGGACGCGUGAACUAUAUGUGGGUUCGACUAUAUAUACGAAGCUGCAACCGUAAUGUA
Messenger RNA from Dermacentor silvarum, 1766 nucleotides. RefSeq names its product alpha-(1,3)-fucosyltransferase C. The record is from RefSeq and is a predicted model, not a curated record. The transcript has a single exon. Gene Ontology annotation, molecular function: alpha-(1->3)-fucosyltransferase activity. Gene Ontology annotation, cellular component: membrane. Lineage: Eukaryota; Metazoa; Arthropoda; Arachnida; Ixodida; Ixodidae. The coding region runs from base 80 to 1180 and encodes 366 amino acids.